CCCACUGAUUCCUUCACUCGGCCAUGCUCCCGCGGCCCCUAUGGCUGUUUUGGGACAUGAGCCCCCCCGGGGGAGUCGUGCUGAGCAGCUUCCGGAGUCGAGACCCCGAAGAGGGUGGGGGCACAGGUGGCCGGGGUGUGGGCGGGGGGCAGGAGGAGGAGGAGGAAGACGAUGAGGCCCCUGUGUCUGUCUGGGACGAGGAGGAGGAUGGUGUCACCUUUACUGUCACAAGUCACCAGUAUCGGCCUGUUGAUCCCUUGGCCCUGAGGCCUCCCCCGCGUUACUCCCAGAGGCUCCGAGCUGGCACUCUGGAGGCCCUGGUCCGACACCUGCUGGACGCCUGGACAUCAAGGACUGACGUGACCUUCACAGCAGCCUUCCUGGCUACUCACUGGGCCUUCACCUCCACGCCUGCCCUGCUAGGGCUUAUGGCUGACAGGCUGGAAGCCCUUGAAUCUCAUCCUACUGAUGAGCUAGAGAGGACAAAAGGGGUGGCCAUCUCUGUACUGUCAACCUGGCUAGCCUCUCACCCUGAAGAUUUUGGCUCUGAGGUCAAGGGUCAGAUUGACCGGCUUGAGAGCUUCUUGCUUCGGACAGGGUAUGCAGCAGGGGAGGGUGUUGGGGGGGGCAGCGCUGACCUCAUCCGCAACCUCCGGUCCUGGGUGGACCCCCAGACCCCCGAACUUCCUAAGCCCCUGGCCCUCCCCGGCGAUCCCCCUGCUGACCCCACGGAUGUCCUGGUGUUCCUUGCUGACCACUUGGCCAAACAGCUGACCCUGAUAGAUGCGGAGCUAUUUCUCAAUCUGGUCCCCUCUCAGUGCCUGGGGGGUCUGUGGGGUCACAGAGACCAGCCAGGACAUUCCCACCUCUGCCCAUCUGUCCGGGCUCCUGUCAUACAGUUUAACAAGGUGGCAGGGGCAGUGGUCAGCUCUGUCCUGGGGGCUACCUCAACCAUAGAGGGGCCUGAGGAGGUGACCAUACGGCCACUCUGUCCACCCCAGAGGGCCCGGAUGCUGGAGAAGUGGAUCCGUGUGGCAGAGGAGUGCCGUCUGCUCCGAAACUUCUCUUCAGUAUAUGCUGUGGUGUUGGCCCUGCAAUCCAGCCCCAUCCACAGGCUUCGGGCAGCCUGGGAGGAAGCAGCCAGGGACAGCCUCAGAGUCUUUUCCAGCCUCUGCCAGAUUUUCCCCGAGGAGGAUAAUUAUUCCCAGAGCCGGGAGCUCCUCCUGCAGGAGGUGAAGCUGUAGCCUUCUCUGGAGCCAAAUUCCAAGAAGUCCCCGAGGUCUGGCUCCCAGGGUGGGGGUGUGGUCCCAUACCUUGGCACCUUCUUGAAGGACCUUGUGAUGCUGGACGCAGCCUCCAAGGAUGAGCUGGAGAAUGGAUACAUCAGUUUUGACAAGCAGAGGAAGGAGUUUACUGUCCUUUCUGAGCUGAGGCAGCUCCAGAA
Messenger RNA from Aethalodelphis obliquidens (Pacific white-sided dolphin), 1444 nucleotides. Its product is annotated as ral guanine nucleotide dissociation stimulator-like 2. Gene Ontology annotation, biological process: Ras protein signal transduction. The transcript has a single exon. Gene Ontology annotation, molecular function: guanyl-nucleotide exchange factor activity. Gene Ontology annotation, cellular component: plasma membrane. The coding region runs from base 24 to 1244 and encodes 406 amino acids. Lineage: Eukaryota; Metazoa; Chordata; Mammalia; Artiodactyla; Delphinidae. The record is from RefSeq and is a predicted model, not a curated record.